CUUCCGCUCUCCAGGUGAGCGGCUGGAACAGGAAACAGCGGGAAAGCCAGCAGGACUCAUAGACGAAGAUCAGAUUUUCUUUUCAUCCCAAAUACUCGAAAAUGUGUGGAUUUGACAGGCAGAAGGGGCCUGGGAGGCUCAUGGCCAAAGGACUAACGCUUAUCGUUGUUGGUCACAUCAAUUUCAUCUUGGGCGCUAUCGUUCAUGGCAGUAUUUUACGCCACAUUUCCAAACCAAGAGGCACAAUAUCGACGGAAUACACAGUAUCUAACAUCAUAGCCGUCACCUCAGGACUGCUGAGCAUCGCAAGUGGAAUUGUUGCAAUAUUGGUGUCAAGAAAUAUUACCACCUGGAAACUACAUGUGGGCCUGUUGGUGAGCUCCUUCCUGAAUACGCUGCUCUCUACAGCCUGCUGCGUGGGACUGCUGCUGGCCAUCAGCCUCACUAUUAAAGCUGACGGGAAUGUGCUCAUGCAGGGCUGCAACUCCACAGACGUGCCCAUUAAUGCUCGCUCUCCUGUCUCUGCCAAUUGCCCCUUUGACACCACACGUAUAUUUGACACGACUUUGAGUCUGUGGUUCCCCUGCACUCUGCUUUCAGCCAUGGAGGCAGGCCUGUCUGUGUGGUGUUUUAUAAUAGGCCUGACUCUGAGAGGCAUCGGGCCAUGUGGUCACACCUACCUCAAAGAGCAGCUUGAAGAAGAAGCCUUGGCAUCCACAUCAAAGACUCAUCCAGAAUUCCCAGCUCCAAGCCAGCGCCUUAUUACUCACCAUUCUGUCUAUGCAUAGAGAAGAGAAUCAAUCAGAAAGCUAAGAUUGUGUUGAAGCACUACAGCUCUGAGGUAAUAACACAGAAUGCAGUCAUCAGAUGAACUCUAAGGUCCUGUUUCCUGGACGUGGAUUAAGACUAGUCUCAGACGAAAUUGCAUUACCAAAUCCAAUCCACCCUUUUUAGUUUAGGUUGUGUCUUAAUUUAGGUCUGAGAAACUUGCCCGUGAGGGUUUGGGUUGAAAAAUUUUUUUACUCAGCUGCAUAUGUGAACUGAAGAUUCAGAUAUAACAAUAAGAAUAACAAUAAGAAAAAAACUAAAUACAGUCGCAUGCAAAGGUUUGUACAUCUCCUGUCAAAUGACAUGCUUUGUUGGUUUUCUAAGUAAACAUAAGUUACAGGGAAUAGAUGUAAAGAUGUGCAUUUUUCUGCAAUUUUAGUGCACAAUUUCUGUUUAUUUGCUAAGUUUAUGAUAUUAGGGGAAAAAAAACAUAAAAUAUGA
Colossoma macropomum (tambaqui) is the source of this 1269-nucleotide messenger RNA. RefSeq names its product keratinocyte-associated protein 3. The transcript has 7 exons. The coding region runs from base 102 to 788 and encodes 228 amino acids. NCBI's taxonomy places the organism in Eukaryota, Metazoa, Chordata, Actinopteri, Characiformes, Serrasalmidae. The record is from RefSeq and is a predicted model, not a curated record.